Molecule: messenger RNA, 1683 nt
Organism: Xenia sp. Carnegie-2017
Lineage: Eukaryota; Metazoa; Cnidaria; Anthozoa; Malacalcyonacea; Xeniidae
Exons: 1
Coding region: 446-1000 (184 amino acids)
Source: RefSeq, a predicted model, not a curated record
GUGGUGGAAGCCUUUGCUGUGGACAGUCUUUGCUGUGGAAGGUGGAUGUCAAGUUAUUCGUUUCGUAUAAGUAUUCAUAUGUGCGCAAGAUGAUCAACUUACGAAUGGUAAAGAGAACAUCGACGUUACUUAAACACUUUUACCAGUUAACUUUGGCAAACGAAGGAUGGAGACCUUGUAUAAAUGAUGUUGAUUGCCUAUUAGAACACGAGCAUGCCUCGAUAUAUGUUGUGGAGUCACAAAAGAAACCUGUUGCAACAAUUUCCGCAGUAAAAUAUGGCUCAAACGUUAUGCAUUUCGGCUCUUUCAUCAUCCACAAAGAGUAUCGAAAACUGGGCUACUUUGAAAGUAUUAUACAAGUUAUGAGAGAACGCCAUGAUGAAGAGCCAGGAAGUACAAUAAAAGUGUGGUACGCUCUAGCUUCACACGUUGAAUUUCUAAAAAGAUGUUUGGUGCUGUUUGUCAAUGGCCAGUUGGCAUUUACGAUCUCAAUGUAAGAAGAAGUUUAGACAAACUUCAAGGUUAUUCAAGCCAUUUUCAGUUGAAUCAUAUCGAUGUAAAUAACAUGCACGACGUGCUCGUUUAUGACAACAAAGUGUUCGGAUACACACGAGAAAAACUUUUGAGAAUGUGGUUAGGUUCGCCUGGUACGCAUGCCCGAGUAGCGUUCAACAAAGAUGGAAGAAUUUUAGGCUACGUUGUUGUGAGAUUAGCCUUCUUCCCUGAAGAAGGUUACAAACUUGGUCCACUUUAUUGCGAAGACAUCGAAGUAGGAAAAUCCCUUAUAAAAAGUGUCUUCGAAGAUAUCAACGAUCACGGCUUUUCACGAUCGAAUUCUGUCAUCGUCGACAGCCCAACGGGACGGAAUGCAAAAGCAAAAGAGUUGAUGGAAUUUCUAGAUGGUAGAUACCUUGGGGAUAUCUAUUACUUAACAACAAACGGUCUCCCUAAUGCAUCUUUCGAUCAAUGGUUUGCUAUUUUUUCACCUGCAUACGGAUAGAGUUUAAAAAUUAUAUAAACAAUCUUAUGGAAGAUCAAAUUCUUGGACAGAAAGAACGAUAUCAUUAUAUAACGAAAUGUGAUUAGAAUGCGUCAUAUCAUUUCUAUUAAGGACAUGGACAUUUUUGACAGUGAAGCUUGUUAUAGCACACUGAAUAAUUACGCCUUUGUAAUUUGUAUCAACUUAUCAAUUGUAAAUGAGAAGGAAGAAAAAUUGAUAGUAUACUACAGCAAACGGCCUGUGAUACAAUUUAGUUUUUGUUGAUCACUGUUUCUUUAUUUCUCCGCAUGCGUUGUAGAAACAACGACAAUAAUGGACAUCUACUGUUCUUCUGUUAGAAAAUUCCGAUUCUUGUAUUAGUCAUGUGGCCACUUUCUGCCAUUUUUGUUGCUAAUUUUGACAUUCGAAUUAUUAAGUACAUCAUGUGAUUAUUUUAAGCGCUUUUGUAUUUUGAAGUGAAUAUUGGUUUUGUAGGGAACAUAAGUUUACAAACAUCGAUCAUUCGACUGCUACUAAAAGUAAUUACGUACAACUUGGAUCAAAGACUAUAGAAAAAGACUUUCUUAUGAAGACCUUAAGACUGACGUUAAUGGCAACUCCCAUUUUCAGGCAACUCUACAUAAUUUCAGCCACUAAAAAUAAUUUCAAUUAUAAAUUGUAAAUACAACUUAGAAUUUAUGGAA